AAACAAAUGACGGAUUGACAUGACAGUGAUAACUUAAAAAUAAUUUUGAAUACUUUAUAGUGAAAACUGCAAAGGAUUUUUGAUAAUAUAAAUCGAUAUGCUGUGCCCUGAAGCUUAUCUAGUUCCAAACGAGACAGUUCCUAAAGAAGACGAAGAAACGUGCCGAAAGAAAAGUAAAAAGAUACCUGCUGAAGGUACAGGAAGCUUAGAAUUAAACUCGUACAAAAACCCUAAAACUUGGAAGAAGUCCAUAUCUAAUUUCUUUCGCAAUCAGCUUCGUCCAACUAAGUCUAAUGAUGGUGACCGGCCAUCGGGAAGCAAAGAACAAUUUGAGGACAAAGAAAUGAGUCCAGAACAAAAGUGGCAAUCUUUAGGGAAAAUAUUUAGACGUCAAAGUUUUGAACACUGGAACAAGUCACCAAAUCAGCAAGGAGAAUGUUCCUCUCCAAAUAAACGUUUCGCUGUGAAAAAAGUGUUGUCAAGCUACUUUGGGAAAAUCCAGAAAACUGCAUCGGUUACAAACAAUAAAUAAAAAUUAUGGAGUAAUAAAUAGUUUUAUAGAUAAAUAUAAUUUUGUUCGUUUUAAUUUA
Molecule: messenger RNA, 590 nt
Organism: Trichoplusia ni (cabbage looper)
Lineage: Eukaryota; Metazoa; Arthropoda; Insecta; Lepidoptera; Noctuidae
Exons: 2
Coding region: 98-532 (144 amino acids)
Source: RefSeq, a predicted model, not a curated record